CGUGAGCGAGCGUCGUCGUUACGUCGAUCUGCACGACCGCUUCUCGAUGUCGACGCGUCGUCACGUCGUCGAGAAGUACUACGACUGCCUGCAGUGCGCCGAGCAAUGCCGUCACGCGGACUUGAGCAACCCCAGCGAGAUGAACAACAGCGGUAGCGGAGGAGGCAACAACAACAACAGUAUCAGCGCCAGCGCCAGCACCAGCAAGAACAGCGGCGGCGGCGUCGUCGUUGGACGUAUUCGCAGCGGUCGCCGUCUGCCCACCACGAACGUCUCAUUGUACGGCAAGGACGUGUCGUCACCUCCGCUCGACGACGCGAAGAAAACUCGUAACGGCAGGAGCAGCCUGUCCAAGUCCCUGUCGAGACAUCAGUCCGCCCAUCUGACGCCAGUGAAGAAGAGGUCCUCGUUGGCCCGGCCGGUUCGCGUUCACGACUCCUUCGUGCAGCCGAGAAGGCUCAUGGUGGCCGGCGACGAGCAUCCGCAGGAUCCGGUCGAUGAUCGAGGUUAUCAUCAGGAGCAGGUUCUGCGGGACCAAGCGAGCGCGACCCCGUCGCGGAAGAACCCGUGGUGGUGGCAGGAGCAGGAUCAGCGCGAUCAGCAGCCUAACACGUCGAGCUACGCUUACCGAGACGCGGAGGGACGCGCCGGUGAGGACGGCGCCGAUUGGCCUAUCCGUCUGCGGCUCGAGCAGAUGCUGGAGCUGACGCUACCUCAGGCGAAGAGGAAGAAGAAGAAGAAGAAGAAGAAGACGACCGCGACCGCGGCCGCGGCGACGAUGAUGCUGAUGAAGCAGCAGCAGCGCAACAGGCACGGCUUCAAGGACACGGAGAGACUCCUCAAGGUACUCAGCAUUAACAAUGUGGACCAAGAUAAUAGGUACAACAUCAAACGAUGUUCCGUCAUGUAGAGGUUAGAGUUAAAGCGGGCGAAAGAAAAAAUUAAAAAGAAGACAAAAAAAAGAAUAAAAUAUGAAGGGAGAAACACAGAGAUUAAUAAUAAAUUAAUAAGUAAAUAAAGCGUGUAACACACAUAUACACACACACACACACACACACACACACACACAGACUCCCUAGGGGAACGAAAAAAAAAGCAGAAAAAAAACAUACGCUCGUAUAUGGAGAAUAUUCUGCUUCCGGGCGUUACUCGCGCGGCCGCGCGAGAGAGAAUCGAGGCGUGAAGGAUCGCGUUUCCGGCACUUCUCUCGAUCGAACCAGCCGCCGUCGUUCGCCGAGAGAGAGAGAGAGAGAGAGAGAGAGAGAGAGAGAGAGAGAGAGAGAGAGAGACAUUUGCAUUCGCGGCACGCGCGUGCAUACGUGCACUUUCGCGUGUGCUUUCGCGUCGCAUUUGAUAUUCAGAGAUCCCGCGACUUCUCGAUUCGGCCGCUCGAUGGCGGCGCGACACGAAGAGGCGACGAAGGUACAAAACAACGGGAAAACGGUCGCGCGGGAAAGUGAAAGAAAAGAAGAAAGAGAAGUUAAAAAGUGCGCCGUCGUGUGUGCAAUUCCUCGCUGCGACUUCUGUCGCGGUUUCGUUCGAGAGUCGUUUCGGUAGUAAGAACAAGAGUAAGAAUAAUAAUUGCGACGCGAUUUCUCAGCCCACGAGAGAAACCCGAGGCGCCACGCUCUCUGUUCCUCGACGGGCAUCGCGAGGCCCCGAUAACGCGCGCGAGCAUCUUAGAGUCGAGGCAAAAACCGUUUCCUCUCCCCGAAAGCCCCGUCGCGUUACGUUCUUCCCGAAUGUUCUCUCAGUUUAGAAAUAGGAGACCACACCCGCCCGCCGCGUAUCCGAUCCGCUACUUAGACAGCCCGAGAUAUCCCCCGAGUUGCCCCCCUUGUUGCUUUGAUCGGACGUUUUUACUUUUAUAGGACGAACUGGUCAAUGUCGGUCCAACGGAGAAAAAUUGACAAAGUAGGCAAAGAGAAAAAGAAGAAAAAAAGAGAAAAAAUAGAAGAAGUAUAGAGCGCAAGUAGACGAGUUCCCUGACGGACGAUCCGCUCGUUCGUCGUUAAUUCGCGUGUUGCAUUUCGGUGUGCCGAUCACCACGUCUCGUUUCGUUUCACUCGUUGCACUUUAUGCCCGUGCAGAUGUACGAUGCGCGGAGCUAGUCGUUCGUAUGUACCACCGCCGCCCCGCCCCCGCCCCGCCCCCGACCCCGACCCCGACCGCUCCCCUACGCGCGGAAACGAACCAAAACUCGUAAGUUUAGGAGAAACCAAAAGAGCAAGGAGGUGACGAAAAGAGAAAAAGCAGCGGAGAGGGAGGGAGAAGCCGAAGUAAAGCCGAGGAGGAUGAGAAUAGGGAGAGAACGGAGAGAAAGUAAAACCAAUUUCAUUCCACUAAACUGCCUGGGAUCAUCGCGGACGCCAAGUCGCGAGCUCCUCCCAAGUUUUACGACACAGCACCGCUCCGAAUUAUUUUUUAUAUCGAGAACACCCGACGGGCUGUUAUUCCGUCGGGCGCGAAGAUGAUUAACGGCGGCUUUGCGUUUCGCACGUUCGUGAGCGAAGGGACGAGCGGACGAGCAGGAGGUACGUCGCACUCGCAAGAAUGGCUCGAAUUAUUCCCGUUCUGAGUCUUUCGUAAUUAAAUUCGAGGCACAAAAUGUCCUCUCGCAUCGAUUGCAAUCGCCGUGUUUGUGAUUCUCUCUCUCGCUCUCUCUCUCUCUCUCUCUCUCUCUCUCUCUCUCUCUCUGAGAUCGUGUCUCGCCAAUUCUUCGCCUUUACGUCCAUCUUGAAGUUACCGCAGCCUCCGCUAGAUCGCUCCCGAGGUCGUCGUGAUCCCUAACAAUGCGGAUCGCUCAUUCGCGAGUCAUCUUCAGCCGGGUAUUAUCGCGUUACCGAAUUAACAAUGCGCGCCUACGAGAGAGCGAGUGAAAUUUCAUACAGACACAUACAAGGUGCAACGUAUACCCCUGCCUCGCGCUCGGCUCUUCGGCUUGUCUCGUUAACGGCGAUCGUCCAGAUGAGAGCAGCAAGUACCUAUACAAAGAAACGGAUGUACACGCGUAAUCCAAGUGCCAUAUAGCGUCGCAACAGCAUAAAAAGCCUAUAAAAACCUAAGCAUUUGAAUGAAUGUUCCAGUAUUAAGUAUCAAACGAACAGGUGCGCGAGAGUCGUUGACGUAAAUUCGAUGGCGCGAUGAUUCGAGACGCGCUCCCCUUCGUCGUGUCGUAGACACCCACACGCAUGUAAUGUAAAACAAGAGCCCCCUGUCCGCGAACGAACGUCACGAGGGAGGAAGGUCGAUUCGCGAGCUCCUUCCGAGAGGCUCGUCCUGACACGAGUAUCUCGCAGCUCCCGAGACAGCGAGCGUCCGCUCGGCGAGAGAAUCGGCGUUUUUCAAGUCGCCAAGGAGGAAGCACCUUUUUUCCUCGAUCUUGCCGCGCGCGCGCGCGCGCGAACCCGCGAAUCGAGAGACGAGAUAAUCGUAGUUCUAAGUACCGAUCAGAUACCGCGGGAGAGAGAGAGAGAGAGAGAGAGAGAGAGAGAGAGAGAGAGAGAGAGGGAAGUAUCGUUACGUUACAUUUAUACUGUAUUCUCACUGGAGUGCCCUUCCUUCGUUCAUGUGUUUCUGUCGAAUGAUUAACCGUAGCGCAUAGAGACGAAAGCUGUUCCAACUCUACCACGCCCAGUAUUUCGUACAAGAAGAGUACACGUGUUAGAUACCGAGAUAGCCCGAUCGGCUCGUCGUCUCGCCGACGAGUCCAUGUGUGUGCGCAUCCUCUUUUCCUUCACUUCCUCUUCCGUGCCCUUCUUGUUUCCCCGUUCGUUUCGAAUUCACUGUGCCGACCAGAGAGACAGAGAGAGAGAGAGAGAGAGAGAGAGAGAGAGAGAGAGAGAGAGAGAGGAGAGGAGAAGAGAUUCGACCGGCGUUUGAUAGCGGCGAAUUAACUGUAUCUGGUGUGACGUAAUCCUCAAUGUUGGAUAUGUUAAUGAGUCUAGUCUAUUUACAAGAGAAUCUUUGCUAUACACCCGUGCAAAUGUAUCGUUUGGCCGGAAAAAUAGACUGCACGAAAAAUAUAUUAUCUAUAUAAAAAAAAAAA
This is a messenger RNA of Harpegnathos saltator (Jerdon's jumping ant), 4048 nucleotides long. RefSeq lists its product as uncharacterized. Lineage: Eukaryota; Metazoa; Arthropoda; Insecta; Hymenoptera; Formicidae. The coding region runs from base 47 to 910 and encodes 287 amino acids. The transcript has a single exon. The record is from RefSeq and is a predicted model, not a curated record.